AUGCGACGCCAACACUCGAAUCAGGCCAAGGGUAAGGAGCCCGAGUCGCACGAGCACAAACACGAGCACGAGCACGGGGAUGACCAUUCGCAUUCGCACUCGAUAUUGGGUGCGCUAUCGCACACUCACGCGCCAGGGGAAGAGGGACAUGGUCACGGUGCAGAGCAGAUAGUCGAGGCUCUCCAGAGCUCAGGGGACAAGGGCAGCCGUAUCACCCUAAUUGGCCUCGGUGCGAAUGUGUGUCUGACCGCGACCAAGGGUGCCGCAGGCUGGUACAUGAACUCCGCGUCACUUCUCGCAGAUGCAGGGCAUGGAUUAAGUGACUUAGUCGGUGACUUCGUGACCCUCUUCUGCUGGAAGCUCUCCCGGAAACCGCCAUCAGAGCGUUAUCCGUACGGCUUCGGCAAGUUCGAGGUCCUUGGAACAGUAACUGUCUCACUACUCUUGACCGGUGGCGCUCUUGGGAUCGGCUUCCACUCGUGGUCCUUGCUCACUGACGCUCUGGCGCAGACGGCGACGACGCUCCCCGCAGGCACGCUGCACGACGUCGUCGCGGGUGUCGUAGAGGCGGCGCACAGCGUCCCCGUCGUCGCGUCAGAGCACGGGCACGUACAUUCGCACGCCCAUUCGCUUGACCCGAAUGCGGCGUGGUUUGCGGCGCUGGGCGUGGUCGCGAAGGAGAUGCUGUACCGUGCCACGAAGCGUGUCGCGGAAGAGGAGCACAGCCCGGUGCUGAACGCGAACGCGCUACACCACCGCAGCGAUGCGUACUCGAGCCUCGUCGCGCUCAUCGCCAUCCUAGGCAGCUGGUGGUUCCCUCACCUACCGUUGGAUCCGAUUGGAGGUCUUGUCGUCUCUGUGCUCAUCGUCCGUCAAAGCUGGAGCAUCUUGUUGGGUGCGUUCCACCAACUCACGGAUGGGAGCGUUUCCCCGAAAACACGGAAAGCCCUUGCAGAGGCUCUCAGUCCUCUCCUCUCUGCGCCUGCCCUCCCAGCGUCGUCAUCACCACUGACACCGCCCAGCGCCGAGCAGCUGCUGGCGAUCCGAGAUCUGCGCGCCAAGCGCGCAGGUGCACUAAUGUUCGUCGACCUGACAGUGGAAGUUCCGCGCACGCUGAGCGUGGCGCAGACGAGCACGCUGGAAGGGAAGAUUGCACGGACAUUAAAAGAUGCGAGGAAGGAGGUUGCGGAGGUGCAGGUACGGUUCCGGCCAGCUGCGGAGAAUCGGUGA
Messenger RNA from Sparassis crispa, 1230 nucleotides. RefSeq names its product Mitochondrial metal transporter 2. Gene Ontology annotation, biological process: transmembrane transport; monoatomic cation transport. Gene Ontology annotation, molecular function: monoatomic cation transmembrane transporter activity. The record is from RefSeq and is a predicted model, not a curated record. The coding region runs from base 1 to 1230 and encodes 409 amino acids. The transcript is spliced from 4 exons. Lineage: Eukaryota; Fungi; Basidiomycota; Agaricomycetes; Polyporales; Sparassidaceae. Gene Ontology annotation, cellular component: membrane.